ACCAAGCAUUAUGCAUUGGAAAUUGCAUUCCAAACAGUCACUAACUUCAUGAUGUUUUUUGCAUCUCUUCAAUAAUAAAUGGAGCUUGUCAAAUAUAAGAGGCACAUAAUUAACAACCUGAAUCUGGAAUGCUUUGUAGGUUUGGCACAACAAACAAAGUGAUCUGCAUUUUCACAUGGAUUUAACCUAGUUGAUAUAUCACUAAUUCGAAAUAGAGUAGUGAUAUGUAUAAUGGUGUCAGCAUAAGUGUUGAUUGUUCGUUAUUGUAAGAGAAAGUAUGAUGGAUAAGAGUAUGUAAUGAAAAAUGGGCCAAAGAAUCGCAAGACGUCACGCCGAUCGCGGAGUUACUUUGUACAACCAUCAAAAUUACGUCGACGCUCUCGUCGAAUUCGAAAACGCUUAUAAACGUUUGUCAAAGAAUGAAGACGUCUUCGCAGUUUUAAAUUAUAUGUGUUUGGUUUAUAUGGAGUUGGGACGAUAUCAUGACGUCCUGUUUUGUGCCAAAAAGCAGUCCAUGGUCAGUGAACAGUUGCAGUCCUGUAUGUUACAAGCGGAAGCGACGUUUAACAUGGCGAGAGCGUAUGAACGUCUAGGGGAGUACCGUACGUCGAUAGCGUUGUGUAACCGUUGUUUCAAUACCGGAAAUCCACCUGAUAUAUCACCGCUAGCCGGAUACACGCAUUUGUGUUUAGCAAACAAUUACUUCGGAUUAAGUGACGUCAAAAAGUGUUUAAAACAUUACGACAUAUCGUCUCACGUUGCACGGAUUCUUUGUGACGCCGUUUUAGAAUGCCGUGUGUACAUGGGACUUGGUCAAAUGUUUAUGGCUCUGCAAGACAAUGUGACGUCUUUGCAAAAUUACGUACGGGCGUCAGAAAUAGCGCGUCAGUUUACGAAAGAUCAUCCGUGUGCCAAAUAUCAACGUCGUGUAUCGGUGGAGAUGGCGGUUGUAUGCAGCCGGCUAGGAAGACUGGGAGAGGCGCUGGAAAUGUGUGAGGAGGCUAUGAAGCAAGCUCUUGCCCACGGGGACAGGUUGGUCCAAGCCAGAUGCCUGCUGAACUUUGCUGAUAUUCACAGAGAUCGACAGAACUACUUGCGUGCUUAUCCUCGCUACCAGUCUGCAUAUUCUAUUGCCGUGGAAACCGGGGACCGGAAAUGCCAGCUUGACGUUCUUUCCGGUAUGGCGCUUUGUGCGUUUGGUGCUCAGGAUUUAGAACAGGCUGUUGAGAUCAACGGAAAGGUGCUGACGUUAUCCAAGGAGUUAGAUUCAAAGCUGGAUAUGUUAACCUGCCACAGACGACUUUGUGAUCUCUAUUUGUAUCUCGACUCGCCGGAGGUCUCUUGUGUCCACGGUUUUCAUGUUCGACAACUCUUGCGUGAUCUUCAACUAUACUGUGGCGUGUGUGCAGAAAUUAUAGGUGAAAAAGACGAGAAAGUACGUCCACUGCCAUGUUAUCACAUUAUUCACGAAAGGUGUCUCGUGCACUUAUAUCGACCAACAUCAUCUACAAGUCUUCCAAUGCAGCGACGUCGCCCAUGUCCAACCUGCCGUCAUAGGACGUCAUCAAAUCCUGUAUCGGACUUGGAUAUCGAAUGACGUUAUAAGAUCCAUACGUGUUACUCAGAGAAAACAAUUCUGGUCCUCAGCGUUAUGUUUAAACUUUAAAGAAUUGUAAAUGACACUCCUUACAGAUGUUGAUGUGCUUUAUAUGUGCUAGA
Messenger RNA from Mya arenaria, 1719 nucleotides. Its product is annotated as 43 kDa receptor-associated protein of the synapse-like. Lineage: Eukaryota; Metazoa; Mollusca; Bivalvia; Myida; Myidae. The transcript is spliced from 6 exons. Gene Ontology annotation, biological process: chemical synaptic transmission. The record is from RefSeq and is a predicted model, not a curated record. Gene Ontology annotation, molecular function: protein-membrane adaptor activity; acetylcholine receptor binding. The coding region runs from base 305 to 1597 and encodes 430 amino acids.